AUGAACAGAGAGAAGAGUAAUGUAGAUAUUGGUGAAAGUCUAGAAGUAGAAGAAAAUGUCCGGCUUUUAGAAGAAAAAGUUGAAAAUCUUUCUUUAGAAGAGGGUGUCAUUUGUGAAGGUUCAGAGCAUUUGUGCAAUAAUUGUACCGAAGAAGCACAAGACGAAGAAAUUGUAACUGACAAAGAAAGAGAUGCUUUUUUAAUGUUGCAUUUUAACGAAAAUUCUUUUAUGAAAUCUUCAGUUCAAUUCAAUUUAGAGAGUGAUAUUAAUUCAGGAAAACAAUUCAAAGACAAAGCAACUCAAGUUUGUACUGAUGAUUUUACUUUUUCUUUUAUUUCUCUAAUAAAUUCGGAUAAGGUUUUAAAUACAUUAACCGGAAUUCCUACAUUGAGUCUUUUAGAAGCUUUAGUCGAAUCCGCGAAAAAAGUAUGGCCAAAUAGACGCCACGGGAAACAUGUUUUAUCAUUGAAAGAAAGUAUUGUUUUAACAAUGCUUAAAAUAAAACAAGAUUUAUCGUAUUCAAUGUUUUUUGCAUUGUUUCAAAAAGUUGGCAGGCACACAUGCUCUCGUGUCUUUAACACAACAGUUUUACUUUUAUCCACAAUUUUGACACCAAUCGUUGCCAGGUGGCCAUCGCGAGAAGAAAUAGAUAAUAAUAAUUUACCCAACUAUUUCCACGAAUUUAAGCCGACAAGGGUUGUACUAGACUGCACAGAGACUCCCAUCGAAAAAUCGAAAUGUCUCAGAUGUCGCGUUCGAUGUUAUUCACAGUACAAGUCCACAUUUACCGUAAAAGUAUUAGUUGGCGUUACUCCUGCAGGGUUAAUAUCUUAUGUCAGUCCAACUUACGGUGGAAGAGCGUCUGAUAAGCAAAUUUUUACAGACUCGGAAUUGUUGAAUUGCAUAACAGGUGGUACGGAUGCGGUAAUGGUGGACAAAGGUUUCCUAAUCGAGUCUCUAUGUGUUCGGCAUGACAUUCAACUAUUUCGACCACCGUUUAUGCAUGAUAAUCAAUUGAACCACGAUGAAGCGCAGUUUUGUAAAAAGAUAGCGGCAGCGAGAGUGCAUGUCGAAAGGGUUAAUCAAAGAAUAAAAUUUGUUAAAAUGGUUCGAUCUCAAUUUGCUUGGAAUUUAUUUGAUUAUAUGGAUCAUAUCUUUAGAAUUGCUUGCGCCCUUGUUAAUCUGUCAGCACCCGUUUUAGCUGAAAACAAUUUUUAA
Molecule: messenger RNA, 1218 nt
Organism: Leptopilina boulardi
Lineage: Eukaryota; Metazoa; Arthropoda; Insecta; Hymenoptera; Figitidae
Exons: 1
Coding region: 1-1218 (405 amino acids)
Source: RefSeq, a predicted model, not a curated record